CUUCUACCAGAUACAAGUGAGCUGCUGUCCGUCUUAGAGCGGCAAAUCGGAACUUUGCUCGUUGUUUGAGUUGCCGGUGAGGACCGUGCACUGGUUUGUGGGCAUCGCGAAGUCCGUAGAUCACCGAUUCGUUUCGACGGUCAUAAUGCAGACCUAUCGGGGAAUCGUCCUGCUGCUUUGGGGAGUGUUGGCUAUCCAGCUGAUGUCCCACCAGGCAGCCGCUGAAGCACCUCCAGAUUCCGACACGAACUUCACACCAGACGAAGCAGCUGCGGCCAGAUCCGGCGGGGAAUCCGAUGGAGGGGACCCGGACAGCACCGUCGAUACUGCCGAGGGUGCCAAACCAACAGCCUUUGAGAAGGGCGAUCCAAAUUCUUUACAGCUCGGCAAACCUGUGGGCGGUAGUGCUGUGUCAACUGGAAACAGAGCUGCCCCGGCCGGACACAAGCUGAUCCUGGUGGCCGAUGCAACGGACAGGUCCAUCAGUCGGCUAACUACGGAAGAUGAUAUCCAAUUUCAGUGGGGUCGCUAUGAAAUCGACAAUGAUUUUCAUAGACCAAUAGCUGUUGAUUACGACCGGACGGAGGAUUUUAUCUACUGGACCAGUGUUAACGGCGCGAAUAGUGUUGUGUUCCGUUCUCCCUACGAGACUGGAACGGGGCUGAGACUUGAUGGACAGCAGGCUUCAGUUCCUGACGGUAUUGCAGUAGACGUCAUUUCCAGGAACCUGUACUGGACAGACACCGGUACAGACCGCAUCAUCGUCUCCCGCCUGGACGGCAGCUUCAGGAAGUCCCUCAUAACCCAGGGGCUGGACGAACCCAGGGCGAUCGUAGUGGAUCCCAACUCGGGUUGGAUGUACUGGACCGACUGGGGAAACCCGUCUAAGAUUGAGCGUGCGCAAAUGGACGGUACUCAGAGGUCUGUUAUUGUCAAUGUCGUGCAGGGCCACUGGCCAAACGGACUGGCCUUGGAUGCAGCAGAAAACCGGCUGUACUGGUGUAACGGUGGUACUGGCGCGAUCUGGACCUCUGGAGUGACUGGCAGCAACCCGAGCCCCACACAAUUGUUUACGCAGUCAGCCGGUGACGUAAAUGCACACCUGUUCGGGAUCGCUGUGGAUGAGACACAUCUCUACUGGACAGCGUGGAACAUACCGGGCGUCCACAGGAUUAGCAAGUCGUUGACUGGAUACGUCAGGCUCAACCUGCCACACUUUCAAAAGCUGUAUGACAUCCACGUCAGGACAGACUCAAACACUCCGAGUCAACCAAACGCCUGCUCUGUGUCUAACGGGAACUGUGCCCAGCUGUGUCUCCCCGUCCCCGGCGGAGGGUGGACCUGCGCCUGUCAGGAUGGGUGGAGCCUGGGGUCGGAUGGACGGUCCUGUAUUUCGGAUACCUGUCUGCCUAACCCAUGUCAAAAUGGUGGCCAGUGUAUCGGUGAGGACGACUCUUACAGCUGCGAUUGUCUUGAUGGAUUCAGUGGAGUCAACUGCCUGACCAAUAUCAACGAGUGCGCAUCGGGUCCAUGUCAAAAUGGCGGCCAAUGUCAAGAUGGGGACAACUCUUACAGCUGUGAUUGUCCGGAUGGCUUCAGUGGAGUCAACUGCCAGACCAAUAUCAACGAGUGCGCAUCGGGUCCAUGUCAAAAUGGUGGCCAAUGUCAAGAUGGGGACAACUCUUACACCUGCGAUUGUCCGGAUGGCUUCAGUGGAGUCAACUGCCAGAUCAAUAUCAACGAGUGCGCAUCGGGUCCAUGUCAAAAUGGUGGCCAAUGUCAAGACGGGGACAACUCUUACAGUUGCGAUUGUCCGGAUGGCUUCAGUGGAGUCAACUGCCAGAUCAAUAUCAACGAGUGCGCAUCGGGUCCAUGUCAAAAUGGUGGCCAAUGUCAAGACGGGGACAACUCUUACAGCUGCGAUUGUCCGGAUGGCUUCAGUGGAGUCAACUGCCAGACCAAUAUCAACGAGUGCGCAUCGGGUCCAUGUCAAAAUGGUGGCCAAUGUCAAGACGGGGACAACUCUUACACCUGCGAUUGUCCGGAUGGCUUCAGUGGAGUCAACUGCCAGACCAAUAUCAACGAGUGCGCAUCGGGUCCAUGUCAAAAUGGUGGCCAAUGUCAAGACGGGGACAACUCUUACAGUUGCGAUUGUCCGGAUGGCUUCAGUGGAGUCAACUGCCAGAUCAAUAUCAACGAGUGCGCAUUCGGUCCAUGUCAAAAUGGUGGCCAAUGUCAAGAUGGGGACAACUCUUACACCUGCGAUUGUCCGGAUGGCUUCAGUGGAGUCAACUGCCAGAUCAAUAUCAACGAGUGCGCAUCGGGUCCAUGUCAAAAUGGUGGCCAAUGUCAAGAUGGGGACAACUCUUACACCUGCGAUUGUCCGGAUGGCUUCAGUGGAGUCAACUGCCAGACCAAUAUCAACGAGUGCGCAUCGGGUCCAUGUCAAAAUGGUGGCCAAUGUCAAGAUGGGGACAACUCUUACACCUGCGAUUGUCCGGAUGGCUUCAGUGGAGUCAACUGCCAGAUCAAUAUCAACGAGUGCGCAUCGGGUCCAUGUCAAAAUGGUGGCCAAUGUCAAGAUGGGGACAACUCUUACACCUGCGAUUGUCCGGAUGGCUUCAGUGGAGUCAACUGCCAGAUCAAUAUCAACGAGUGCGCAUCGGGUCCAUGUCAAAAUGGUGGCCAAUGUCAAGACGGGGACAACUCUUACACCUGUGAUUGUCCUGAUGGUUUCCUGGGUGAACGCUGUGAAAUUUCUGCAACAGAACCUCCACAGACGACUCCUCAGGGGACAAGUAGUGUGUGUGAAUCUGGUUGGUUCCACCAUGAGGGGACGUGCUACUGUCUCCUUGACGACCAGUCCACCUACAGCGAAGCUGCCCGGAGCUGCGCUGAGUUGGACGUGUACGGGCAACUGGCCGUGGUGAAGCGGCCGAGCACGCACCGCUUCCUGAUGGAUUAUGUUGAACGUUUCGGUGGGGGUUCUCCGUGGAUAGGAAUCGACGAUGGUACUACAGAGGGUGUAUGGAAGUACGUUGACGGUGACCUUGUCAGCGAUCCUUUCAACGAGUGGGCAGAUGGAACUUGGAACAGCAGGAAGAAAGACUGUGUGCGCAUGAGCGAAACCUUCGGGUACCAUUGGCAGCCAAUGCCGUGCGGCACGCGGCUGUCGUACAUUUGCGAGUAUCCUCUCCUGCCGCCCACUGAUGUUCCAACCCCAACCACACCAGAUGUUGAACGUUGUGAGCCGGAGACCUGUAACCAGGGAGGGAUCUGUAUAGACGGUCCGUCGUCCUACACCUGUUAUUGUCUGCCGGGGUUUCUGGGAGACCACUGUGAGACAGAAACUGACGAGUGUGACCCCAAUCCCUGUCAAAAUGGCGGCGUGUGUACAGACGGGCAGCUGUCCUACACCUGCAGGUGUCCGAGUGGGUUCGGAGGUGUCAACUGCCAACUGACUUGCCCUGUCGGAUUUACGCUGUUCAAGGACCAGUGCUACUGGUUCUCUCCAGCUUCCCUGCGGAAAACCGUGGCAUCUGCAGAAACAGACUGUGAUGCCCGAGACGCCCGUCUGGCUUGUGUGAAGGACGAAGACACGCACAACUUCCUCAAAAUGACUAUCGCUACAACAAACCGCAGGCCUUACUGGAUCGGGUUGAGUGACAGGGUAGUGGAGGGUACAUGGCGCCACAGUGACGGGACAGAGCUGGGCAGUUUCCGGCCUUUCCGUCCGUCCCGUAACACCAACAAUGUGUGGAGGGACUGCGUUCUGAUGUGGCCAGCCUCUUCCUACCAGUGGCUGUACUAUAGCUGUAAUUCUCGCAGGAACUUCGUCUGCCAGAGGGCUGCAAGUCCGUGAGCUGACGAUGGCCUGACCAACAGUCGAAAAAAACUCACAAGAUACAAAAAUGGAUUUUUUAACUUCAUAAUUGAGAUAGAUAGAACAGAUGAUGAUCUAGACGAAUAUCGCGGAUAGGGAAGCUCAUGUGUUUAUCUACAUGAAAGAAACAGGAUAGACAAUGUUGUAAACCUGACUUCGUACUGAAUCGUAGCAUUAAGAGUUAACAAAACAUAUAAUCAUAUUGGGUGACAGGAAACAAAAAGAUUGGUGAACUUGUCUCUGCUAUUUUUGGUUAGUAAGAUGUUAUUCCAUCAAUGAGGGUAACGUGCAGUGUUAUGAAGUCAUCUUAAGUGUCAAGCAGAAGCUCUGAAGAAAAAAAAACUUGUAGGUGAUGACAAGUAAAUGUUUUUUUAGGUUAGAACACAAUUUCAACCAGCUAUUUGUUCAUUGCUAUCUUCAUUUUAUUGAUAUUGAUAGUGUUAAAGGUAUGAUUUUGGGAUAGUUUUAUCUUUAGUGGUAUUCAUGACGAGGGAGAGAUUCAUCAUGAUCAUAUCAUUCUUGGCAUUUAGAUCACAACAUGAAUGAAGAGUUUCAAUAGUUUCAAUAUUUUAAAUGCGACAACUGCGGAACAUUCGCCCAUGAUAUUGCUAGAUAUUCUAUGGCAAAAAAAGAAAGGGCAGGUCGUCAUUAUUGUCUAGAUAGAAGAAUGAUGAUACAUUUGGUCAAAAAGUGUUACUUGCAACUGUUUUGUCGGUUUUCUCUUUUCAUACAAUGUACUUCUUUAUGUGAAUGUAUUUAAAAUACAUUCUAUAAAUUUGAUUCUUACUGUUUGUUGAUAUUUUGGUGGCAAUUUGUAAUGAAAUACACUUGCUGAAGGGA
Messenger RNA from Branchiostoma floridae (Florida lancelet), 4723 nucleotides. RefSeq names its product fibropellin-1-like. Gene Ontology annotation, biological process: Notch signaling pathway; axon guidance. The record is from RefSeq and is a predicted model, not a curated record. Gene Ontology annotation, cellular component: cell surface; plasma membrane; signaling receptor complex. Gene Ontology annotation, molecular function: calcium ion binding. NCBI's taxonomy places the organism in Eukaryota, Metazoa, Chordata, Leptocardii, Amphioxiformes, Branchiostomatidae. The coding region runs from base 146 to 3862 and encodes 1238 amino acids. The transcript has 19 exons.